ACAAUUAAAUAUGAAUUCGAUUCUGAACGCGUAAUUCAACUUUAGUCGAGAGAUUUACAGUGCUUUAGGAUAUCUUGGAUCAAACGAAUGCUGCACACGACAUGGAAUUUAUAAAUGAUCUUUGGCGCCUGUUGGUGAUGUUCACCUGUUUAAUGUGUGCUGUGCCUCCUACUGCGGCAUCUGACGAUGAAUGCUUACCGUACUGCAUCAUCACCCUCGCCACCAAUACCACCAAAGUAGACAUCAAGACACCAGGCUACCCCUCCAACUACCCGCAAGACACCAAGCUCCUGUGGAUCAUUGGGGCGCCCUCUAACUAUGGCCUACUGUUGACCGUGCAUGACUUAGAACUUGCGACGGGAGACACGGUGCAGUUCGGGCAUAGGGACGAGGCGAAGUUCAUCAUCGAAGGCGACGACGACGUCGAGGCCAUGAUCAACCGGACGAUCUCGUUUGCCAAGGAGGAGGUGACAUGGGUUACUUUCUCUUCCGACAACGACAACGCCACUGCCAGAGGAAUCUGGCUGACAGUGACUGCUGACCUAGAUGCAUCGGAAAGUCCAUACACGUCUUCAACAACGACCACAUUGCCUACAGAGCUGCCGCUAGUGAGCCUUCUCCCCUCAUGUUAG
Molecule: messenger RNA, 632 nt
Organism: Strongylocentrotus purpuratus (purple sea urchin)
Lineage: Eukaryota; Metazoa; Echinodermata; Echinoidea; Camarodonta; Strongylocentrotidae
Exons: 4
Coding region: 102-632 (176 amino acids)
Source: RefSeq, a predicted model, not a curated record